Molecule: messenger RNA, 707 nt
Organism: Nymphalis io (European peacock)
Lineage: Eukaryota; Metazoa; Arthropoda; Insecta; Lepidoptera; Nymphalidae
Product: chorion class B protein PC10-like
Exons: 2
Coding region: 41-667 (208 amino acids)
Biological process (GO): chorion-containing eggshell formation; multicellular organism development
Cellular component (GO): egg chorion
Molecular function (GO): structural constituent of egg chorion
Source: RefSeq, a predicted model, not a curated record
AAAAAAUAUAAAAAAAAUAUAUAUUGACACAAAAAUCAAGAUGUUUAUCAAAAAUAUUAGUCUUCUAUUUUCAGCCAUAACGAUUCAGAUGAUUACUGGUCAAUGCUUAAGGAAUGCGUAUAAUACCGCUGCAUUUACCAGCGAUAUCGCUGCAGCUAGCUUAGUCGCUGAAACUGCAGCUCUUGCUAGCGCUGCAGCUACAGGAAUCGCAUAUGGACCAGUUGCCAAUGCUAUAGCGUAUACACCAGCUUACGAACCCAUUUGUUCUAUUGGAGUACCUGGACUCACCUUUGGCUUAACUUUGGCUGAAUUGGCCGCGUCAAAUGGAAAUGGUCUCCGCGUCAGAAGUGGCUCUCCAAUUCCACCCAGUGGAGUAUCAGUAGAAUCAGAUAACAUGCUUAUUGAAGGACCACUAGCUGUUAGCGGUCAACUGCCAUUCUUAGGUGUUGUGGCAUUGGAAGGUCCCUUACCAGCAGCUGGCGCUGGUGCUGUAGCGUAUGGCUGUGGUAAUGGCAAUGUUGGUAUUGUGAAUGAGAAUGUGGCCCCAGUUGCACCAGCUUAUCCAAAUGCCUACGCUCCUGGAUACCCUAAUGCCGCAUUGGGGUAUCCUAAUGCUCUAGGACUUGGGGCCUAUCCCGCUGGCCCAGGAUGUGGCUGUGGCUAUUGAUAAUGUUUUAUUUAUUUAAUAAAUUGUUGAUUUUAUUAUA